CCGGUUCCUGUUCUGUGUUUAGGGAAGUGAAUCAGUGACUGCCCUCCAUCCGCGGCCAAGUUCUGAUUUUUAUAUGAAAAUCCUCCAAUCUGAGUCAAUUUGUUCUUCAUCUAAUGCAGUCGCUCAAGUGAAAGCGGAUGACUUUUGAGCGAAUGGACCAGAGAGACUGUUAUCCCCGAUAAGAGCAGCUCUCGGUUAUUCGUUUGCUCUUAAAGCCUCACAACGCAGCGUUCCGCUGACAUGUGGGAAUGGCAGAUUUUGAGUCUCAUAGGCUUAAUCUUUCUAGUUCUUUUCCUCGUAGCUGUAUGCUACAUUUUGUACUCUGGACUGACCACCGAAAUCCACAUCAGGACUGGUUUGCCCCCGGUCAGGAGCAUCACGAUAGCCUAUAAAUACAAAGUUGGACCCUAUAAAGACUGUGGCUCGCUGUUCAGAGAGAGCUGCAGCAUUGGACCCAAGCUGCCAUGCAUUGGGAUCUUUUAUGAUGAUCCAAAGAAGGUUCCAGCGCAGAAGUGUCGAUACGCGGUGGGCAGUAUUUUGAGUGAAGGUGAGGAUGCACCCAAUGAGGAAGAGCGGCAGUUGUAUGAGAAGCACUGCUUCCGGGUUUUCUCUUUCCCAGAGGUCACACAUGUCGUCACAGCCACUUUCCCUCACCGAACCCCUCUCUCCAUUUUUCUGGGGGUGCAGAGGGUUUAUCCACAGCUGAACUGCUACAUCAAGGAAAGGAAGUUGUGCGCGCAUCCAUUUCUAGAGAUCUACAAAGGAGGGAUGAUCCACUAUAUGAGUCCGCUGGCUCGGCAGGGUGAUUUCUAUGUUCCUGAAGUUAGAGAGGCUCAAAGAUGGUUGAUGGGAAAAGAGUCUGAAGAGGACAGGAGGACAGAUAUCACAGGUGCUGACUCCCACAGCGAGUGCAGCUCUGUGAGCCGCCAGCCCCCCUCGGAGAGCCGAGACACCUCACCUGCCCCGUCCAGAGAGCGCCGCUGGGACUCCCACCACGUGGAGAGAAGCGACACCUCCAGCGCUUCUUCCUUCGAGGAGCUGCUGGACCUCGACUGCGACCACACCCCUCCACCAAUCACAGCGAGCGGCAAGAACGACCUGCCGGGCCAGGAAAGAGAGAUGAUGGUCGAGGAAGAGUGAGAGAGCAGACCUGGGGGGGAAAUGCGAAGGAAGCGAAUGUAGUUUUUGAAAAGAAUGUGCUUCAGUCAGGACUGCUUUCCGUUCCAAAGCUAAUCGCAGGUACAGAGUCGUGUCUUAACCAGGUAACCUGACUUUCUUGAAAACAUCUUCAUAUUUCAUUAGUAUCUGAUUAGCGCGUUUGCCGUUUGUUGUUUUUGAUUGUUAUUUCCUAAUGACCUAAAGUUAAACUGACAUCGAUGUGAUUCUGUGUGAUGUUCAGCUUUCAAUGAUUUGAGUCUAAUUUGUUUUUCUCCAUCCACACAUUCUGUCUUCAUCCUUCAGUAAUUGCUAAUUCGUGCCCAAAGAUGCUCCCAAAACUGAAGAGUUAUGUGACUUGAAUAUUCAUUCAUCAAAAGCCAUAUGUUCAUAGGCAAACUGAAUCUUUAUUUGCACCACAAACUGACAGAUAAGAGUUCCUCAGGAGGGAGAUGAUUGCAGCACAUUUCCAACACUUUAUUUGUUGUUUGCAAUUAAAGCUGUUUGGAGCACAUAAUUAUCUCAUAUUUUUUCAUAUAAAUGGUAUUGAAUAUACUUGAUUUUUCUGUAAUAAUAUAA
This is a messenger RNA of Puntigrus tetrazona (Sumatra barb), 1734 nucleotides long. Its product is annotated as testis-expressed protein 264 homolog. Gene Ontology annotation, cellular component: replication fork; autophagosome membrane; nucleus. Lineage: Eukaryota; Metazoa; Chordata; Actinopteri; Cypriniformes; Cyprinidae. Bases 241 to 1140 code for a protein of 299 amino acids. The transcript is spliced from 5 exons. Gene Ontology annotation, biological process: reticulophagy; protein-DNA covalent cross-linking repair. The record is from RefSeq and is a predicted model, not a curated record.